This is a messenger RNA of Mus caroli (Ryukyu mouse), 2601 nucleotides long. RefSeq names its product CDKN2A interacting protein (gene Cdkn2aip). The record is from RefSeq and is a predicted model, not a curated record. Gene Ontology annotation, cellular component: nucleoplasm; nucleolus. NCBI's taxonomy places the organism in Eukaryota, Metazoa, Chordata, Mammalia, Rodentia, Muridae.
GCCGGCGGAAGUGGGCGGUUCGUCGGUGCCUUGUUCUGUUGUUUGGGGUUUGGGCUCCUGGAGGGGCGUUCUCGGGAGGGCCGCCGGUGCAGGCCGCGCUGACACAGGGCCGCUUCGCCCCCGGGGCUCCGUGCGCUCGCGCUCUCCCCGUCCCGCAGGGUCCCCAACAUGGCGCAGGAGGUGUCCGAGUACCUGAGCCAAAACCCGCGGGUAGCCGCCUGGGUGGAGACGCUGCGCUGCGAGGGCGAGACGGACAAACACUGGCGCCACCGCCGGGAGUUUCUGCUUCGCAAUGCCGGGGACCUGGUCCCCGCCACCGACGAGACUGCGGACGCGGAGAGCGGAGCCCGCACUCGGCAGCUCCAGCAGCUCGUCUCCUUCUCCAUGGCCUGGGCGAACCAUGUCUUCCUAGGGUGCCGGUACCCUCAAAAAGUUAUGGAUAAAAUUCUUAGUAUGGCUGAAGGCAUCAAAGUGACAGAUGCUCCAAUCCAUACCACACGAGACGAACUGGUUGCCAAGGUGAAGAAAAGAGGGAUAUCAAGUAGCAAUGAAGGGGUAGAGGAACCAUCCAAAAAACGAGCCGUAGAAGGAAAAAACAAUUCUUCAGUUGAGCGAGAUCAUGGGAAAAAAUCUGCCAAAACAGAUCGUUCAGCAGCUCAGCAAGAAAACAGUUCACCGUCCAGGGGGUCGUCCACCAAGUCCGAGAGUGGUGGGACCUCAGCUCGGAGCAGCUCCAGUGGCUCCCAUCAGGAUAGCUCCACAAGUGAAGGAGACAGAUCUGUGUGCAGCCAGAGCAGCAGCAAUUCCUCUCAGGUAACCGCAGGGUCUGGAAAGGCUUCGGAGUCAGAAGCUCCAGAUAAACGUGGUUCAGCGUCACUUGUUUCUUCCCUGUUGAAGUCUAGUAUGAAUAGUCAUAUGACCCAGUCCACUGAUAACAGACAGCAGAGUGGAUCACCUAAAAAGGGUGCUCUGGAAGGUUCUUCAGGCUCAGCCUCUCAGAGCAGCUCAGAGAUGGAGGUGCCCUUGUUGGGCUCCUCUGGAAGUGCAGAAGUAGAGUUGCCGCUACUGUCUUGUAAGUCUAGUUCAGAGACAGCUUCAAGUGGGUUAGCAUCUAAAACUAGUUCAGAGGCAAAUAUUUCAUCAUCAGUUUCAAAAAACAACUCCUCAUCAGGCAGCUCUUUACUGACCCCCAAGAGCAGUUCCACAAAUCCAUCACUGCUGACAUCAUCCAAAAGCACGGCUCAGGUAGCUGCAUCACUGUUAGCGUCCAAAAGCAGCACUUCGUUAGGAAGCGUGUCUCAGCUGGCUUCCAAGAGUGGGUCUCAGAGUAGCACUUCACAGUUGCCUUCGAAAAGCACCUCCCAGGCCAGUGAGAGUUCUGUUAAGUUUGCUUAUCGGAAGUUAACCAACGAAGACAUAAAACAGAAGCAGCCUUUCUUCAAUAGACUGUAUAAGACGGUGGCCUGGAAGUUAGUAGCAGUUGGUGGCUUCAGCCCCACUGUGAAUCAUGGAGAGCUGCUGAACGCAGCUAUUGAGGCUCUGAAAGCAACACUGGAUGUGUUUUUUGUCCCACUGAAAGAACUGGCAGAUCUGCCUCAAAAUAAGAGCUCUCAAGAAAGUAUUGUCUGUGAAUUGAGGUGUAAGUCGGUGUAUUUGGGCACUGGCUGUGGAAAAAGCAAAGAAAAUGCAAAAGCAGUUGCAUCGAGAGAAGCACUUAAGUUAUUUCUCAAGAAGAAGGUGGUGGUGAAGAUCUGUAAAAGGAAGUACAGAGGUAACGAGAUUGAGGAUCUAGUACUCCUUGAUGAAGAAGCAAGACCCAUAAACUUACCUCCAGCACUGAAACAUCCUCAAGAAUUACUGUAACUUCUCUAAGUAGUCACUGAAUCCAGUAUCUGGUGUUUGAAGAGAAAAACUGGCUUUUAUAUAAAACACUGGCUUUCACAGAUUUUAUAUUGCUUUUUUCCAGUUUUGCAGAAAAUUUAAAUUCUAGUUCUCUUCACUAAAGUAGAGCUGUAAAUAAUUUAUGACAGUGCAUAUUAAAGGGUGUACAUUGACAGCAUACCAGCGUGCUGUUUUAUUUGCUGAAGAAAAUACUGUCUUCUAUUUUUAAUGAUAUAUUAGGUACGAUGUGUAGUUCUGUAGAAUCUUAAAAUUUUUUGUACUACUACCAACUUGGUAGAAAUGUAUUAAGUUGUCUACCAUGCCUUUUUUUUUUUCCUAACUUGAUUGAAUCACAUAAAAGGGGGACCACAGUAUUUGAAUGUGUGAAACUAUACAACCUAAGGUUUAAAAAUGUUGCUCAUGAUGCUGAACAGCUCUUAAAGAACAAGAGGAGUUGUCUCAAACUAUUUUCAUGAAAAGCUGUAAACUUUUUUUUUUAGAUAUAAAGCAGUAUAAAGUACUUAUUGUUAUUUUAUUCUGAAGUUGUUUAAAAUUCACCAUAAUUUUGAUGGCUGCAGAUUCUUAAGCAGGUUAAUUUAUGUUUUGAGGUAAAUUUCAAUUUACACUUUCCUAAGACAUAAUGUUGGUUUCUAUAGGAAGCAUAUUUUGUGACUACUAUGAACAGACUGAUUUGUUUAGAUAUUAAAUGCUUUAAGCUAU